AACGACUCGACUCACAAUGCAAGACGAGCCAUAAAAUUAGUCGCUCAUUGAUAGCCAAAGAGUGGAGUGAAAAAUAUAGCGUACAGAAUUUUGCGCGCCUUUUGACAACAAAACGAAAUGAUCGGUGUGGAGCGCGGACAGGGAGGAAAAGAAGAAAUGUGAAAACGAGACGAAAAAAAAAAAACAAUACAAAUACAUACCCAAAGAAAUUAUGAUGAAAGAAAAAACACAGCUAAAUAUGGAAAAUGCCAACGAAAAAUUAUAAAUACUAAUUUUAUAAAUAAAUUAAUGAGAUACGGCUAUUAUUGUGUGCGGCUUAUUUUUUUGAGGAGAAUCUCGAAAAGAAAUUGACUCCAUAAAAAUACAGAGUGAGCAAAUUAAUUUGAGGAGACGAGACAAGAGUGAGCCAGAAAUUAGAGUGGAAAUAAUUGAUUUUUUUUGUACAUUGUGCGACGUCAAAAGUUAAGCGGAAGAAAAACAACAACAAAGUACGGCAAAUUUAUUCAAAUUCACCAACAAAUUGGAAAUGUCGGCUGGCGGUUCCCAGGCCACCACGGUCACAAUUACUGUGGAAGAUGGCUCAGCGGCGGCGGCCAACAACUCAAAUGGUGGCCAGUCCGGUGGUGGCAAUUCAUCCAAGUGUCAAAUGGCCUUAACGCCACGCUUUACCCAAGAAGAAAAGGAAAUUUUGUAUACACUCUUCCAUCAACAUGAAGAGGUCAUCGAUAUAAAGUUUCGCAAAAAACAACGUUCAAAAUAUUCCAUACGUGAUGCCUGGGAACAAAUUGUGAGGGAAUUCAAUUCACAUCCCCGUGUCAUGCAAAUGCGUAAUUUAAAGCAGAUUCAGAAAUUUUGGCUAAAUGCAAGAUUACGCAAACAAUAUCCCUUUCGUUCUGCUGGCCAAAAACAAAACACCAAUAAUCAUCAUCAAAAUCCAGAUCAUUCGCAACAGCAGCAGCAACAACAACAGCAGCAUAUAAAUAAUCAUGUUAUCAAGGAUGAACCCGAGUUCAAUAUACACAAUAGUGAGGCUUCGGAAAACAAUGAACACAACGAAUCCUUUGAAGAAAUGGAAAUAGAAGGUAAUAAUGUCUCAGAAUUGGAAGAAGAUCCCUUGGAUACAGAUCAGCAGCAAGAGCUGCAGCAACAAGUGGCGGCCCAGACAGCCACAAUACAUACCCAACAAAUAAGUGUAGAUCAGAUCUCAGCAGAAAAGUUAACCCUAAAUGAUUUGCUGCAAUUUAAGACGGCAAGGCCGCGUGAAGAGAUAAUAUUGCAAAUCAAACAUCCAUCGGAUAAUUCCGGUCCAGCUCAAAUAACCAUACCCUCACCGACACGUAUUACCAUACCCCAUCAUCAGGCGCCGCAGCACACAAUGGCCACCAUAACCACAAAUGGUUAUAACCAACAAAUCAUCAGUGAAAUAAAGCCGCAGCAAAUUACACUGGCUCAAUAUCAAGCUCAGCAGCAGCUGCAGCAACAACAGUUGGCUGCCGCCCAACAGCAGCAACAAUUAGCCCAACAAGCACAAUUGGCAGUGCUGCAGCAACAACAUCAACAGGCUCAACAACAACAGCAGCAGCAACAAGCCGCUGCAGUGGCAGCCGCUGUGCAACAGCAGCAGCAAGCUCAGCAGCAGGCCCAGCAACAAGCCCAACAGGCUCAGCAGGCCCAACAGCAAGCCCAGCAACAACAUCAGCAGCAGCAACAGCAACAAGUUAAAAUGGAAUUGCGUACCACGCCCACAGUUAGUACACAAUUUGCCACCGCUACACCCACCUUUACAUGUACCACAUUUAGUGCCUUACCCACAGGGGCGGCUGCCGCUGCUGGACAAAAUUUGGCCAACGUUGUGGCUGCAAAUACCAAUAUUGCUGCCUUUAACACCAACCCCGCAGCCAAUAUAACAAAUGUUAGCGCUGCAGGGCCCAUUAUCAAUCCUGCCGCAGUUUCAACAGUUACCAUUGCUCCCAAUAAUCCGACAAAUGUUAUUGCAGCAACCAACAGCGCCCACCACACAUCAAUUACCAACGCCCCCGCACUCACAAAUGAUGCUUUUGAAGAAAAAAUCAGCUACUUCCGUAUGAAAGAGGCCGAACUGCGUUACAAAGAGCAACAGGUUGCUUUGGAACGUAAGAAAAUCGAAUUAACCCAUGCCCAAGAACAAUUGAAACAUCUGAGGGAAGUACAUCGGCUGCAGGUGGAAGAAUUGAAAAUGAAAAUACGUAUACUCCAGGAAGAGGAAAAGCAUUUACGCAAAGAUGUCUCCUCACCGUUAAGUAGUUAAACUAUUUUUUACCCCUUAAGGUAUUUUUUUUCUGUUCGCGUCGAAGCUGGGGUAACAAUUAUGUAAAUGUAUUACCGAAAUUUAAGCAUUGUUUUAUAUAAUUAUAGAUAUUGCUAUUAUUAAUUAUAAGAGUUUUAAGGUCUUUGUAGAAAGGGAAACAGUUUAAAAUUUCCACUUGAUGUCCAUGAAGUAUAUUUAAAAAAGAAAAGAAAAAGAAAGUAAUAUAGCCUUUGGUUUUUUAUUAUGUUACGCCUUAUUAUGAUGAGCAUUAAUUUAUUUAUGUUAAGAAAAUAGAACACAAAAAAAGAACAAUUUGGAAUAUAUCAGAGAGAUUAUGAAAAAAAACAGAAGGAAAUUGUAAAAUAUAUUUAUUUUAAAAAUAUCACCAAUCUUUAAUAAAAAUCCCAUUUGAAAAUAGUAUUAAAAUACUAAAAGAAGAGAA
Molecule: messenger RNA, 2729 nt
Organism: Musca domestica (house fly)
Lineage: Eukaryota; Metazoa; Arthropoda; Insecta; Diptera; Muscidae
Gene: z
Product: regulatory protein zeste
Exons: 3
Coding region: 527-2287 (586 amino acids)
Source: RefSeq, a predicted model, not a curated record